Messenger RNA from Xenopus tropicalis (tropical clawed frog), 6668 nucleotides. It is a transcript of the gene myh11, whose product is annotated as myosin heavy chain 11. The coding region runs from base 109 to 5937 and encodes 1942 amino acids. The transcript is spliced from 43 exons. Gene Ontology annotation, cellular component: actin cytoskeleton; myosin complex. NCBI's taxonomy places the organism in Eukaryota, Metazoa, Chordata, Amphibia, Anura, Pipidae. Gene Ontology annotation, molecular function: cytoskeletal motor activity; actin filament binding; ATP binding. The record is from RefSeq and is a predicted model, not a curated record.
UCAAGGGAAAUUUGGACUGUCCCAGCUGUGAGCUGUACAGGUUCCAGACUGUGCCUUCAAUUCAUUCUCUGCUUUUCCUAAUUGGACAUCUGUGACCGUUAAGUCAAAAUGUCGCAAGCAGCCAUAACCGAGGAUGAAAAAUUUCUAUUUGUCGACAAGAAUCUUAUGAACAAUCCAUUAGCCCAGGCUGACUGGACAGCCAAAAAGCUGGUCUGGAUCCCUUCUGAGAAACAUGGAUUUGAAGCGGCAAGCAUCAAAGAAGAAAAGGGGGAUGAGGUUGUGGUGGAAAUGCAAGAAAAUGGGAAGAAGAUAACAAUCAGUAAGGAUGACAUCCAAAAGAUGAACCCACCUAAAUUUUCUAAAGUGGAAGACAUGGCAGAGUUGACUUGUCUUAAUGAAGCAUCCGUGCUGCACAACCUAAGGGAGAGAUAUUUCUCUGGCCUUAUCUAUACAUAUUCUGGUCUUUUCUGUGUUGUGGUCAACCCAUACAAAGCCCUACCAAUUUACUCUGAGAAAAUCAUUGAUAUGUACAAAGGAAAGAAAAGGCAUGAAAUGCCACCUCAUAUCUAUGCAAUAGCAGACACAGCCUACAGGAGUAUGUUACAAGAUCGUGAAGAUCAGUCUAUUCUGUGCACGGGUGAAUCUGGUGCAGGUAAAACAGAGAAUACCAAGAAGGUCAUUCAAUACCUAGCUGUUGUGGCAUCCUCACACAAAGGAAAAAAAGACACUACCAUCACUCAAGGCCCAUCUUUUGCUUACGGAGAGCUGGAAAAGCAGCUUCUUCAAGCCAAUCCUAUUCUAGAAGCUUUUGGUAAUGCCAAAACAGUAAAGAAUGACAACUCCUCCAGAUUUGGUAAAUUUAUCCGUAUCAACUUUGAUGUGACAGGCUACAUUGUUGGUGCAAACAUUGAAACCUAUUUGCUUGAGAAAUCACGUGCCAUUCGACAAGCAAGAGACGAGAGGACUUUCCACAUAUUUUAUUAUUUGAUCCAGGGUGCCAAGCCUGCUUGGAGAGAGGACUUGUUACUUGAAGGUUUUGGAAAUUAUACAUUUUUAUCCUAUGGCUAUGUACCUGUUCCUGCUGCUGAUGAUGGUGACAUGUUCCAGGAAACCUUGGAAGCCAUGGAAAUUAUGGGAUUCUCAGAAGAUGAACAGCUUUCAAUGAUGAGGGUAGUUUCAUCUGUUCUCCAACUUGGCAACAUCGUCUUUAAAAAAGAAAGGAACACAGAUCAAGCAUCUAUGCCUGAUGACACAGCUGCCCAGAAAGUGUGCCACCUUGCAGGAAUCAAUGUGACAGAUUUUGCACGAUGCAUCCUCACUCCCCGUAUCAAGGUGGGACGUGACUUUGUGCAGAAAGCACAGACAAAAGAACAAGCUGAUUUUGCUAUUGAAGCCUUAGCUAAAGCAACAUAUGAACGACUUUUCCUUUGGAUUCUCAACCGAGUGAACAAGGCUUUGGACAAAACGAAAAGACAAGGGGCCUCUUUCCUUGGUAUCCUUGAUAUUGCAGGCUUUGAAAUAUUUGAAGUCAACUCAUUUGAGCAGCUCUGUAUCAACUACACCAAUGAAAAGCUCCAGCAGCUUUUUAACCACACAAUGUUUAUCCUGGAACAAGAAGAAUAUCAAAGGGAAGGCAUUGAAUGGAACUUCAUCGACUUUGGUCUUGAUCUGCAACCUUGCAUAGAGCUUAUUGAAAGGCCUAAUAACCCUCCUGGUAUCUUGGCUCUUUUGGAUGAAGAGUGUUGGUUCCCUAAAGCCACUGAUGUCUCAUUUGUGGAGAAAGUAAUACAAGAGCAAGGAAACCACAUUAAAUUCCAAAAAACAAAACAACUGAAGGACAAAACCAUAUUCACCUUAGUACACUAUGCAGGGAAGGUGGAUUAUGAUGCUACUUCAUGGCUUACCAAAAACAUGGAUCCACUGAAUGACAACGUGACAGCUCUCCUUAACCAGUCAUCAGAUAAAUUUGUUGGAGACCUGUGGAAAGAUGUUGAUAGGAUUGUGGGAUUGGAUCAGAUGGCAAAAAUGACUGAAAGUUCUCUUCCAAGUGCUUCAAAAACGAAAAAAGGCAUGUUCCGUACUGUUGGGCAACUGUAUAAAGAGCAACUUACCAAACUGAUGACAACUCUGCGAAACACAAGCCCCAAUUUUGUCCGCUGUAUCAUCCCAAAUCAUGAAAAAAGGUCAGGAAAGCUUGAUGCCCACCUUGUGCUGGAACAACUGAGAUGCAAUGGUGUCCUGGAAGGCAUCAGAAUUUGUCGCCAAGGAUUCCCUAACAGAAUUGUGUUUCAGGAAUUCCGCCAGCGAUAUGAAAUCCUCACAGCUGGUGCUAUCCCUAAAGGCUUCAUGGAUGGCAAGCAAUCAUGUAUGCUUAUGAUGAAAGCAUUGGAACUUGACACAAAUUUAUACAGAAUCGGCCAAAGUAAAGUUUUCUUCAGGACUGGAGUCCUGGCCCAUCUAGAAGAAGAGCGUGACUUAAAGAUUACAGAUAUCAUUAUUACUUUCCAAGCCCUAGCUCGUGGUUUCCUUGCAAGAAAGGCCUUUGCAAAGAGGCAACAGCAGUUAACUGCCAUGAAAGUUAUUCAGAGGAACUGUGCUGCUUACUUGAAGCUCAGAAACUGGCAGUGGUGGAGACUGUUUACUAAAGUAAAGCCUCUUCUUCAAGUAACCCGACAAGAAGAAGAAAUGCAGCUUAAAGAUGAGGAGCUACAACGAGUGAAUGAAAAAUUCUUUAAAACAGAGAUUGAAUUGAAGGAGAUACAGAUGAAACAUAUCCAGUUGGUUGAGGAGAAGACUCUUCUCCAAGAGCAGCUCCAGGCUGAAACAGAACUGUAUGCUGAGGCAGAAGAGUUGCGCAUACGUUUACAAGCCAAAAAGCAAGAACUGGAGGAGGUUCUCCAUGAAAUGGAAGUCAGAUUGGAAGAAGAAGAAGAUCGUGGACAACAGCUGCAAGCAGAGAAGAAAAAAACAUUGCAGCAGAUGCAGGACCUUGAGGAGCAACUUGAGGAGGAAGAGGCUGCAAGACAAAAGCUGCAGUUAGAAAAAGUUACAGCCGAGGCCAAGAUAAAGAAAUUGGAAGAUGAUGUGCUUGUAAUGGACGAUCAUCACAACAAAUUAACAAAGGAAAAGAAAAUCCUUGAAGAAAGAGUGAAUGACCUAACAACAAAUUUGGCAGAAGAAGAAGAAAAAGCAAAGAAUCUGACCAAGUUAAAAAAUAAACAUGAAUCUAUGAUUUCAGAACUGGAAGUGCGUCUAAAGAAAGAAGAAAAAGGACGGCAAGAGCUGGAGAAGGUAAAGAGGAAGCUUGAAGGUGAAGCAAAUGAUCUCAAUGAACAAAUUGCCGACCUACAAGCACAGAUUGCAGAACUUAAGAUGCAAUUAGCUAAAAAGGAAGAGGAACUUCAGGCUGCUCUUGCUAGACUUGAAGAUGAAACUGCUCAAAAAAAUAAUGCUUUGAAGAAAAUUCGGGAGCUGGAGUCUCACAUAUCUGACCUCCAGGAGGACUUGGAAUCUGAAAAAUCUGCAAGAAAUAAGGCAGAAAAAUCAAAGAGGGACUUGGGUGAAGAGCUGGAAGCUCUAAAAACAGAGUUGGAAGAUACCCUCGACAGCACAGCCACACAGCAAGAGCUUCGGGCAAAGAGAGAGCAAGAAGUUACAGUUUUAAAGAGGGCAUUAGAAGAAGAAACACGAUCACAUGAAUCCCAGGUCCAGGAGAUGAGGCAGAAACACACUCAGGCUGUAGAAGAGCUAACAGAGCAACUGGAACAAGUGAAGAGGGUUAGGGUCACUUUGGAAAAGAGCAAGCAAGCUUUGGAAAAAGACAAUUCAGAACUCACAAUAGAAAUCAGAUCACUUAACCAGGCCAAGCAGGAUGUAGAGCACAAGAAGAAAAAGCUUGAAUCACAGCUGCAGGAACUUCAAUCCAAGUACACAGAUGGAGAGCGGGUUCGUAAUGAACUCACAGAGAAAUCCCACAGAGUACAGGUGGAAUUGGAAAAUGUUACUGUUUUACUUAGCGAAGCUGAGACAAAAUCGAUUAAGUUUUCCAAGGAUGUUGCUGGUUUGACAGCACAACUUCAGGACACCCAGGAACUGCUUCAAGAAGAGACUCGACAGAAGCUUAAUGUUUCCACCAAGCUCCGUCAGGUGGAGGAUGAAAGAAACAGCCUUCAAGAGCAACUAGAUGAAGAAACAGAGGCCAAACAAACCUUGGAGCGUCAUAUCUCCACACUUAAUAUUCAGCUUUCAGAUUCAAAGAAGAAAUUACAAGAAUUUACCGCCACAAUUGAAUCAAUGGAAGAGGGCAAAAAGAAACUCCAGCGAGAUAUUGAGAGUGCGACGCAACAGUUCGAGGAAAAAGCUUCUGCUUAUGACAAACUGGAAAAGACAAAGAACAGACUACAGCAGGAGCUGGAUGACCUAAUAGUUGACUUGGACAACCAAAGGCAACUUGUCUCUAACUUAGAGAAGAAGCAGAAGAAGUUCGAUCAGAUGUUGGCAGAAGAGAAAACCAUUUCUUCAAAAUAUGCAGAUGAAAGAGACAGAGCUGAGGCAGAGGCAAGAGAAAAGGAGACCAAAGCUUUGUCACUGGCCAGGGCACUUGAUGAAGCAUUACAAUCCAAAGAAGAGCUUGAGAGGACAAACAAAUUACUUAAAGCUGAGAUGGAAGACUUGGUCAGCUCCAAGGAUGAUGUAGGCAAAAAUGUACAUGACUUGGAGAAGGCUAAGAGAGGCCUGGAGCAGCAAGUGGAAGAGAUGAAGACUCAGUUAGAGGAGCUGGAGGAUGAACUUCAAGCAACAGAGGAUGCCAAACUUAGAUUAGAAGUUAACAUGCAAGCUCUAAAAGCACAGUUUGAAAGAGAUUUGCUAGCCAGAGAUGAGCAGAAUGAAGAAAAGAGGAGACAGCUUGUUAAACAGGUUCAUGAAUAUGAAACAGAACUGGAAGACGAACGCAAACAGAGGACUGUAGCAGCUGCAGCAAAGAAGAAGCUGGAGGUUGACUUAAAGGACCUUGAGGGCCAGGUUGACUUUGCCAGCAGAGCUCGGGAUGAAGCCAUUAAGCAACUCAGAAAGUUACAGGGUCAGAUGAAAGACUUCCAGAGAGAUCUAGAUGAAGCGCGAAAUGCCAGAGAGGAAAUAUUUGCUACUGCGAGAGAAAAUGAAAAGAAAGCCAAGAGUUUGGAGGCUGAACUUAUUCAACUUCAAGAGGAUUUAGCUGCAGCUGAAAGAGCACGGAAACAAGCUGAGCUUGAAAAAGAAGAGCUGGCAGAGGAACUUGCAGGCAGUGCAUCUGGAAAGUCCAGUCUUCAAGAUGAGAAGCGUCGUCUGGAAGCCAGAAUUUCUCAGCUGGAGGAAGAGCUAGAGGAGGAACAGGGUAACAUGGAAGGAAUGAGUGACCGAAUGAGGAAAGCAGUGCAACAGGCUGAGCAGCUGAACAAUGAACUGGCAGCAGAGAGAAGUACAUCCCAGAAAAAUGAGAGUGCACGCCAGCAGCUAGAGAGGCAAAACAAGGAACUCAAAGCCAAAUUGCAAGAAAUGGAGGGGACUGUGAAGUCAAAGUUCAAAUCUACAAUUGCUGCAUUGGAAGCCAAGAUAUCCCAACUGGAGGAACAAGUAGAACAAGAAUCCAGAGACAAGCAAUCAACUGUAAAGACAUUGCGCCAGAAAGAAAAGAAACUCAAGGAAGCCCUGCUGCAAGUGGAGGAUGAAAGGAAACAGGCAGAGCAGUACAAAGACCAGUCUGAGAAGGGAAAUGUAAGACAGAAACAACUAAAAAGGCAGCUGGAGGAGGCUGAAGAAGAAUCUCAGCGCAUCAACGCCUCCCGCAGAAAACUUCAGAGAGAGUUAGAUGAAGCCAAUGAAAGUAGCGAGGCACUGAGCAGGGAGCUCAAUUCACUGAAGAGCAAACUCAGAGGGACACAAGAUACUUCGCAAUGACUAAGCAGAAGGGGGAAUGAACCAUCUUUUGCACCCCCACGGAGAUCCGGAGGGAGCAGGAGAGCUGUAGAUAAUGCAGCUGAUGGGGCUGAAGAGGAUGCAGAUUUGCGUGAUGCUGAUUUCAAUGGAACAAAAUCUAGCGAAUAAUUUUAUUCCUCAGUGCACCUGCCUUUGGACUGUCACAGAAUUGUCUCUUAUUUCCUUUAACCCAGAACAGCCUGUCUGCAAGCCUUUCUGGCAAUGAAGAAUGUGUCUUCUUUACUCAUUGAACCUGCCAGUUCACAGCUAAUACUACAUUAAUCAAAACAAAUUCAUGCAGAUGUCAGGGCACCUGACUGUUCACAUUUAUGUUUCAAAACACCAUUUUACCCAUACUAAUACAGACAUAUUUGAUUUUGCAAGAAGUGAUAUCUUACCUCGAGUCUGAGGUUUAACUAAAGUUAACUCGGAAGUCACAUGAACAACAAUCACUUGGACUAUCUGAGUUGCAAAUGUCUCCCCCCCCCCCUCCCCACUAUCCCUAGUUGUGCCUUCCCCUGCCCACAAGCUGACACAACCUAUAGUAAAUUAUUCUUUCCCUUUCUUCUUUUUAUGGUCCAGUGUGCAAGCAUUGUGUCUUGAUGUUAUUUCACUCCAGAAAAUCUUUCUUCCAAAUGACUGAUGCACCCAGUGCCUUUCUGUUCACUUCUAUUAAACAUAUUUGUUUAAAAAUAAACAGAUAUUACACAAGG